UUCACCCUUUACCCAAAUCCAUAUCGUCGGAUCCCUUCCCUGGACUUUCUGAAGGAGUAAAAUACCCCAAUCCCACACGACGCAACAGAUUUGAGGCGCUUGUAGGCACAUAGCUAGCCCGUAAUCAGUAAAGCCGCACCCCCAUAUUCGUCUACCAUGCACGCAUGUAGUUAGGUAACCCUCAUCCCAUCCCUUGCUAGGGUUAGAUAGGACGUAAAUACGACAUGACUAGAAAAGGCAAAAUUAAGCUGGUGGGAUGCUGAAUCGCUGAUUAACUAGUAUAAUGUGAUUACAUACCUACCUACAUACUAGUAAUGUGCCGCCAGACUGCAAAUAGAGAACGGGGGCCUGCAAGUUACAUGAUACUUAAUAGUCUAUUGGAUGCCGGCUGCAUUUCAGAAGCCUCAAAAAGCACCGCGUUCGUUUUUCCUCGUUUCCUUCAACCUGGUCCUCGGCUCCAUCAUUGUACAUGUCGAGCGCAUGCAAAGCCUAGAAGCGAGGGGUCGUGAUGGGUCACUCCUGUCCAGGUCGCAGGCUCGCAGGGCCAAAAAGGCGAAGACGAAGAAAACCAAGGGACCUCACAUUUUGCGGUUAACCAAGUUUUCCCACUCCGCUCCUUUCAUCAUCUGCCAUAACUUCGUAAUAGGAUUAUGGCAUGGCUUGGGCAGAUCUCCCAAUCCCAGGUUUUUCUCGAGAUUUGAGACCCGCCGAGACGCUUUCGGAGAUAAUAGGGUGCGUGUGCUUAAGAGGGCAACGGCCACUCCUUGCGCGCAGCCGUUCUUCGUCCGAGCGCCCACCCGACCCGCUUGCAUGAGGGAGCCUGGGAGCUUGCUUGCUUGGGGGGGAAAGGGAAAACGCAACUCAAGAGAGAUCUGCAAAUUGCCUUACAAGCUAAUUCGGAGAGCGCGGGUCUUUGAACUCUACAAAUAUGACCUAUCGCUUUUUUUCCUUUUUCGCUCUUCUCUUUUUCCGUGCGCGUCCCUAUGCGGGCCACUCACAGUACGAGGACGCACCAAUUGUGUUCAGUUGGACCCAACGCAUGGCUUUGGACGGGUGAAAGGCGACAGCGAGCGGUAUGGCCUACGAACUUUGCAUCGUGGCCGCAGGAAGGGUCUCUCUUGCCCGGGUGCCUCUUUUCUUUCCUUGGUUUACGCGAAAGAGAGACAGACGCGAAAUACCUAUGCAGAAUGCAGAAUGCAAAUGCAAAUGCAAGCGCAUAGGGCACCGGUAACAUGGAAGCGCGUGACUGAAAUGACUAAACGAAAUAAUAUGGAUGCUAUAAGCCCGUCCGGCAGGCAAAAAAAGUUUGCAGAGCAGCUGCAGAGUUUGCUACCAUGCGUUACGUACAGAACUGCCGGUAGUCCUGAAAUCGUCGAUGCAAUAGCCUUGCCAAUCUCGCGUCAGUUUCGAAAACGGCAAUGAAGAUCGUCCCAAAGAUCUAGCUUUCGGUCGUUGCAGCAACCUACCCCCUGAACCUUUCUUCUUCCAGCGGUACUUUGGGCGGUGGCUUAUUAGCUGAAUCGUGAAUGCAUCCUACAAUAGUACAAUACUGCUAGUAACGCAUACUAAUCCUUUCGGGAUUUGAGAUACGCGAAAAGCAGACUCCGCUAGGACGUCGUCGCAUUAGCCUCAUGUUAUCAAAA
Annulohypoxylon truncatum is the source of this 1643-nucleotide messenger RNA. RefSeq lists its product as uncharacterized. The transcript is spliced from 2 exons. The coding region runs from base 382 to 1422 and encodes 346 amino acids. Lineage: Eukaryota; Fungi; Ascomycota; Sordariomycetes; Xylariales; Hypoxylaceae. The record is from RefSeq and is a predicted model, not a curated record.